Molecule: messenger RNA, 1248 nt
Organism: Trichoplusia ni (cabbage looper)
Lineage: Eukaryota; Metazoa; Arthropoda; Insecta; Lepidoptera; Noctuidae
Product: inducible metalloproteinase inhibitor protein-like
Exons: 5
Coding region: 528-1013 (161 amino acids)
Source: RefSeq, a predicted model, not a curated record
UUAGUUCGGUAAACUUAAUUACUUCACGGUCAGUAGUGAUGUCUCCCAAAAAUAGUUUUUACUUGAUUAAAAUUACCCACCGUUGCAGUCAAAAUACUUAUCAUUCGUUUUCCAAUUUAGACAAGUGGUGCUUGUUGUCAUGUUUUUAUCAUGUAACAUUCUAGCUUAAGUGUUUUGUCUAUAUUCUUAUUAUAUUAUCUUUUUUUGUUUCCAUAUUUUAUAAUUAUAAAUAAAUUCAUAUUUGAAAAAUACACAUAUUUUGAAAGUGCGCCUGACAAAAAUGCACCUGCAGUUUGUUACCUGUCUAAUUUUUAACAGCAGCAUACAGCGCCAUCUCUAUCCGCAACACGUAACUAAUUCAUUUUCAAACAAAUGAUACAGGAUACUGGUUCUAUUCGUAAAUCAUAGAUGGCGUUUUUCCCAAGAAAAAUGUGUAAAUAUUUAGAGUAAAUAGUCACAAAGACGUCGUAAUAAAUAGUACAUCUUUCGUGUGCUAAGCUCAUUAUCACAAUAAGAGCAGUUACGAGAUGACUGGGACUGUGUUUUUUAGUUUGUGCAUCAUUUUCCUUUCAAUUGGUUUUUCUAGACAACUAUCAUGUGGCCCAGGAGAAGUAGUGGACAAUUGUCUAUCGAACUGUCUCGACUACUGUCCUGUCAAAGAGAACCAGGAUCGCGACUGCUUCGCACCUGUAGUGUGCGGAACCCCAAGGUGCAAGUGUGCCAUCAAUAGAAGACGAGAUGUCAAUGGAACGUGUAUCCCAACGACAGAAUGCCCUCCAUUCAAAUGCAAUCGUCCUAAUGAGGAAUACGUCGCGUGUCCGCCAUAUUGCCCUACCGAUGACUGCAAGCAAGCCACGCCUGAUGGAAAAUGUCCACUACUGGGUCGCAUACUCAUAGUGGUGGAGUGCAUACCAGCCUGCCGGUGUAUUAAAGGAUACUGGAGAAGAAAUGGCGUCUGUGUACCUUAUGAAGAAUGUCCGCUACAAUUCUUACCAAAACUUUUGAUUGGUUAAACGUGGAAAAAGACAUAGCGGUACACAAGGAGGACUGGCAAACUCGUGCCCUAGAAAGAGGAAGCUAGGGCCUUAGCCCAGCAGUGGGACAACUUGAACUGAUUGAUAUUAAAAAUAUAACCUCUAUAAUAUUCAAUCCGAAAAUUUGGACUACACCUACUAAGAAAACCAAUAAAUGGAAAGCAAUUUAAAUUAACCAACAAAAUGUUAUUUUUAACGCACUGGUUCACACACA